Molecule: messenger RNA, 1864 nt
Organism: Cryptomeria japonica (Japanese cedar)
Lineage: Eukaryota; Viridiplantae; Streptophyta; Pinopsida; Cupressales; Cupressaceae
Product: protein NRT1/ PTR FAMILY 5.2
Exons: 4
Coding region: 7-1830 (607 amino acids)
Biological process (GO): dipeptide transport; transmembrane transport
Cellular component (GO): membrane
Molecular function (GO): tripeptide transmembrane transporter activity; dipeptide transmembrane transporter activity
Source: RefSeq, a predicted model, not a curated record
AGUAGGAUGGAAUCUGAGGAAGGGUUCACUAUGGAUGGUUCUGUUGAUUUGAAGGGCAGGCCUGUUCUCAGAUCCAAAACUGGAAGAUGGAAAGCCUGCUCAUUUUUAGUUGGGUAUGAAAUAUUUGAAAGGAUGGCCUUCUUUGCAAUUGCGUCCAACUUAGUGAAUUACUUAACAAAUAUGUUGCAUGAGGGCACAGUGACUUCUUCAAGGAAUGUAAACAAUUGGACUGGUGCCAUUUGGAUCACUCCUGUACUUGGUGCAUAUAUUGCAGAUACCCACUGGGGACGCUACUGGACCUUCACAAUAUUUUCCUUCAUUUAUAUAUUGGGAAUGGUUCUUUUGACAUUGGCUGUCUCACUGCCAUCUCUGAGACCACCAAGAUGUGGUAAAGAUGUGAGUGUGUGUCCAAAGGCCUCUACAUUUCAGGUUGGAAUUUUUUAUUUUGCAUUAUAUGUGCUUGCUGUGGGCACAGGUGGCACAAAGCCCAAUAUUUCCACCAUUGGUGCAGAUCAAUUUGAUGAGUUUGAGCCCAAAGAGAGGGUUCAAAAGGUCUCCUUCUUCAAUUGGUGGAUGUUCAGUGUGUUUUUUGGAGCACUGUUUGCAAAUACUUUUCUGAUAUACAUCCAGGAAAAAAUUGGAUUCCCUGUGGGAUAUGGAGUUCCUACUCUUGGCUUGAUUAUAUCAGUGGCUAUAUUCUUAGUGGGUACUCCAUAUUACAGAUAUAAACUUCAGAAAGGGAAUCCUUUUGGUCGAAUUGCUCAGGUAAUAGUUGCAGCAGUUCGUAAAUGGAGAGUGAAGGUACCUGCUGAUGCAGAAGAGCUUUAUGAGCUGGAGCCUAAAGCCUAUCUCGCCAAAGGAAGAUUCCCUAUAUCUAACACUCCAAUCUUGAGAUUCCUGGAUAAGGCAGCAACAAAGGACGGUCCUACAUCAAGUCCAUGGAGGCUAUGCACUGUGACUCAAGUAGAAGAAACCAAACUCAUGAUAAAACUAAUCCCAAUAUGGGUUGCCAUGUUCAUACCAAGCACCAUACUAGCCCAAGUACAGACACUAUUCAUAAAGCAGGGAAAUGUACUAAAGAGGAACAUGGGCCCUCACUUCACAUUCCCCUCUGGCUGCCUCACAGCAUUUGUCACCCUUUCAAUGCUGGUGUCUAUUGUAAUCUACGAUAAAUUCCUUGUCAAGCUCUUCAGAAAAUUUACAGGAAAUCCCAGAGGCAUAACUAUGUUGCAAAGAAUGGGGAUUGGUCUAGUUAUUGAUACAAUACUUAUGGUAAUUGCAGCAAUAACAGAGCAACACAGGAUUAGGGUUGUGAAAGAACAUGGGCUUGAAGGCCACCCAAAAGAAGCAGCACCCCUCACAGUCUUCAUCUUGCUUCCUCAGUUUUUACUUAUGGGAUUCAGAGAUGCCUUCAUUGAAGUGGGUAAGUUAGAAUUUUUCUAUUACCAGUCACCUGAGAGCAUGCAGAGCAUAGGAACUGCACUCUUUACCACCACGUUAGGCAUUGGGAAUUUUAUCAAUAGUUCUCUUCUGACUACAGUGGCUGAUAUAACUGGAAAAAAGGGCCACACAAGUUGGAUUCUAGAUAAUCUGAAUGCAUCCCGGAUUUACUAUUAUUAUGCAUUGUUGGCUGUUCUUAGUUUCUUGAAUAUAAUCUUCUUUCUGGUAGUUUCACGGCUGUAUGUUUAUAAGAGAGAAACAAGUGAAGCUUUUGGCAGCAGCCAUGAGAUGAAUGCAAGUCAACAAGAAAAGCAGCAGCAGAGUUUUGCAAAUAUGGCCGAUGACGAUGGUGUAUCCAUGGAUUCGACCAUCCAGCUCGUUCCCAAAUGACAGUUGUCUUGAAAUCUAAUAAUUAUGUUGUGAU